UUCCCGCCCGGAAUGCUGCGUGCGCUGGGUGCGUAACCCCCAGCAGAGUCCAGAACCACCCUGCCCUCCCACCCGUGGGGAUAAAACACCGGAAUGAAUCCAGGGGUAAAGCUGGGGUUGGUGCUCACGGGGUGUAAUGACACAGCCCUGAGCCGCCCGCCCCAGUAAUUCCUUCCACAGCUCCCAGUUGUUCCAGUUUCUCUCCCAGUCUGGUUCGUCCUGCUGUGGGGAAAUCCGAGGAGAGAUUCCAGCGGCGGGAUUGAGAGGGCAGAGGUGGAAUGGGAGCGAGUGCUGCUGUGGAAAUCAGACAGGGUGGAACUGGGACAGUGCUCAGGACUUCGAGGAACAGCUCCAGGAAUCUUUUCCUCGGCCCUUCGGCUGAGGCCAGGGAUGGAUCGAGGAAAAGGGCACUCAGUGGUGGUUUGGGGUUGUGGCUGCUCCCAAAUCCGGUCUGGGGCUGCUCUCAGACUUCCCUGUCCCUGACUUUCCCUGGGAAAAAACUCCUGAUUCACGGGUCACGCUGGGCUGCUGAGCUGUGGGAACGCAUUCCUGGGUGGAAUGAGUCUGAUUUAAUGAGGUGGGUUUGCAGGCAGGGGGAAUUUCAGGGCAGCUGGUGCCCGGAGAUGUUUUGGCGGGGAUGGAAAUGGGAAGCAGCACUCCCGAGGCAGCCGUUCCCUCUGGAAUCUGCACAGCAGGGGCAGGAAUUCCACACAGAGCGCUGCUCCCACCGCCUGAUACUCAGCCAGCCAAAACUUCCCGAGCUGGAAUUCGUUGACCUGAAUACUUUUCCUGGGACAAGACAGAUUUUUCAAGCUGGGCUGGUUCCAUCCUGCCCCUUCUCUGCCACGCAGCGAGAGCAGCCCCCCGAUCCCACAUUCCUGCUGCAGGCACGUGCUCCGGGGUUUGCAGCCCUGCUUCCCUCUCCAGCUGGCUGGAAAAUACUUGGGAGCCUUUCUGCAGUGGGAGGAAUAACCUUGUGGCAGUGCCAGGGAGCCGGGACAUCAUCAGAGGUGUCACUUAAUCCGUUUGUUGGGCUAUUUUUGUGCUCCUGGUGUCUCUCCUCUCACCUUUGGCAGUGCGGUUUGUGCCCUGGGAAGGGGCACGAGGGAAAGGAGCUCCUGCCUCGGGGAUCUGGGGCUGCAUUCCUGGCUUUCAGGGGCGAUUUGGGGCAUUUUGUUCCCCUUCUGUGAGGAGAGACUGUGGGAGCUGGGCCUGUUUGUUCCAGAGAUGAGGAGGCUGAGAGGAGAUCCCAUCAAUCCUUAUCGAUAUCUCCAGGGGGUGUCCGAGGAUGGUCCCAGACUCUUUCCAGUGGUGCCCAGAGACAGGACAAGGAGCAACAGCCACAAACUAAAACUCAAAAAUUCCAGCUCAACGUUUGGAAGAAGUUCUCUCCGUGGAGUGGAACUCCAGCUCUGGCUUUUAGGGGGAUAAAAUGGUUGAGUAGCAGCAGAUUUGUGAGUUUGCUGUCACUUGGAUCCAUCCUGUGACCUCCCAGCUUUUAAAAGGAAGGACGGCAUCAGCUCAGCUCCAGGUUUCAGGGCAAAAAAGGGUGCUGAGCACCUCCUCUGACAAUUUCUAUGAGUAGCAACAUAUUUGUGGGUUUACUACAGCUUGGAUCCAUCCUGUGACCUCCCAGCACAAAAAGGAAGAACAAUACCAGGCUGAAUUCCAGCUUGCAGUGGGGGGAAGAAAGGUUGGACAGGUGCCCAGGGAGGUCACAGAGUCUCCCUCUCUGGAGAUUCCCAAAGCCCCCGGACACAUUCCAGCGUCACCUGCUCCAGGGUGAAUCUGGAUGAUUCCCAGAGGUCCCUUCCAUCCCUGCCAACCCCGGGACUCUCUGACUGAGGAAGACGCAGCAGUUUUCCUCGUUAAAAUGUUAUUUUUUUGGUUGUAUUUGUGCCUCCCUCGGCUCCCACCUCGCGCCCCAAACCCGUGAGCGAAGCCGGAUGUUCUCCCCUCCCUAAAUCACACAAAAACUGAUGAGGUGCCCAAACCACUUCAUUUUCUGCUGGGGAAGGAGCUUCCCUGUGGAAAAUGUGAUUUGGCUGUGAUGAAAGCAGCUCCUGUGUUUGAUCUUCAUUGAAGUUAAAAAUGCUUGGCCCCAGUGGCAAAUUCCAGCGUUUUUCUUGUCACGUAGAGUUUCCCCAGUACAGCCAGGGCUGUCUGUGGGGCCAGGAGGGUGAAUCCCACACUUUGCUCAGCUUUUCUCCCUCAGGAGGGUGAAUCCAGCCCUUUGCUCUGCUUUUCCCCAUCAGAAGGGUGAAUCCCACUCUUUGCUCUGCUUUUCCCCUUCAGAAGGGUGAAUCCCACACUUUGCUCAGCUUUUCCCCCUCAGGAAGGUGAAUCCCACAUUUUGCUCUGCUUUUCUCCCUCAGGAGGGUGAAUCCAGGCUUUGCUCUGCUUUUCCCCUUCAGAAGGGUGAAUCCCACAUUUUGCUCUGCUUUUCUCCCUCAGGAGGGUGAAUCCAGGCUUUGCUCUGCUUUUCCCCUUCAGAAGGGUGAAUCCCACACUUUGCUCAGCUUUUCCCCCUCAGGAAGGUGAAUCCAACCCUUUGCUCAGCUUUUCCCCCUCAGGAGGGUGAAUCCCACACUUUGCUCAGCUUUUCCCCCUCAGGAAGGUGAAUCCAACCCUUUGCUCAGCUUUUCCCCCUCAGAAGGGUAAAUCCCCACCCUUUGCUCAGCUUUUCCCCCUCAGGAGGGUGAAUCCCACACUUUGCUCAGCUUUUCCCCCUCAGGAGGGUAAAUCCCCACCCUUUGCUCAGCUUUUCCCCCUCAGAAGUGUAAGUCCAACCCUUUGCUCUGCUUUUUCCCCUCAGGAAUUUGCGGCUCCUGUGCCAUGAACAUCGCUGGGGGCAACACCCUGGCCUGCAU
Molecule: messenger RNA, 2870 nt
Organism: Corvus hawaiiensis (hawaiian crow)
Lineage: Eukaryota; Metazoa; Chordata; Aves; Passeriformes; Corvidae
Exons: 2
Coding region: 279-1190 (303 amino acids)
Source: RefSeq, a predicted model, not a curated record